AUGGGUUUGCACCAGGCCCACAGUGGUAACAAUGAGGUGGAGGUGUGUGUGGUUGUGGUCCUGGCUUUACUGGUUAAUGCCUAUGCCAGACUAGCUCGUAACCAUGUGAACAACAUCUGUAGCACAUGGGGCAGAGACCACUUCAAGACAUUUGAUGGUGACAUGUACCAGUUCCCUGGACUGUGUGAAUACAACCUUGUCUCCGAUUGUCAUGAGAUGUACCAGGAGUUUUCAGUGCACAUGAAGAGGACAGACGUGGAUGGAAGCCCUACAGUCAGCUACGUGGUGGUCACCAUCAAUGACCUUUCAUUCCACCUCACCAAGAGUCAGGUCACUGUGAAUGAUGUCCUUGUCAAUCUGCCGUACAUCAAGGCAGGUGUACAAGUAGAAAAAAACGCUGUUUACAUCAAGCUGCAGUCUAAAGUUGGCCUCAUUGUUCUGUGGAAUGGUGAUGACGCAAUCAUGGUGGAGCUGGAACAUGAGUAUAAUAAUCGUACCUGUGGACUUUGUGGAGACUUCAAUGGUGUAGCCAUCUACAAUGAAUUCAUUCAUAAGGGACGCAAAAUUAGUCCCAUUGAAUUUGGCAACAAACACAAAGUGCAUCGUCCAAAUGAUGACUGUGAAGAUCCCUAUGAAGAAGAAGAUGAACCACUGGGGGCUGUGCAGGCCUCAUGUGAAAAGUUUCAAACCAUCUGUAACCAGGCCCUGCACUCAGAUUUGUGGAGCCCCUGCACAGAACUGUUGAACCCUGAACCCUACAUCCAGGCCUGUGUGCAGGACAUGUGUGGAUGUUCCAACAACACCGAUAAUAACUGUCUCUGCAGCACUUUGUCUGAAUUCUCUCGGCAAUGUUCACAUGCUGGAGGGCAGCCUCCCAAAUGGAGGACAUCUGAUUUAUGCGCUAAAGAGUGCCCAUUCAAUAUGGUUUAUGAAGAAAGUAGUUCCCCUUGCAUGGAUACUUGCACUUACCAAGACACAACUUCCCUGUGUGAGGACCACAAAAUGGACGGCUGUGUUUGUCCACCUGGAACUGUCUUUGAUGAUAUUUCCAUGAGAGGGUGCGUUGAUCAAUCUGAAUGUCAAUGUCAGCACGGCAAAGUCUAUAACCCUGGGGAAGUUUACCGGCAGUAUGCAGUGGAGUGUACAUGUUUUGGUGGAAGAUGGACGUGUAAGAGUCUUCAAGCACCAGCUACAUGUGCAGUUGAAGAGGGCUCCCAUAUAACAACCUUUGAUGGGAAAACAUACACCUUCCACGGAGACUGUUUCUACACCUUAGUUCGAGUGGAGGCCAAGGAUAACAACAAUCCAGCAUUUACAGUCCUGGCCCAGUUGGUGCCAUGUGCAAACCAAGAGUUUGACACAUGUCUGAAGACCCUCAAAAUACUGGUGAACAACGACAGAAACAAUGUGUUGAUGUUCACUUCUGAUGGAACAGUAAAGCAGAAUAUGCAAGCCAUCAGUUUGCCGUACAGCUCAGGUGACAUCCACAUAUUCCAUGCUUCGUCCUUCCACAUUUUGCUCCAGACCAGAUUUGGGUUGAAAAUCCAAAUCCAACAUGUGCCUAUCAUGCAAGUCUACAUCAGCCUUGAACAGGGCUACAAAACAAAGACACGUGGUUUAUGUGGAAACUACAACAUGAUCCUUUCUGAUGACAUGAUGACUCCUCAGAGAAUCGUGGCAGGAACAGCAGCGACUUUUGCAAACUCAUGGAAAGCUAGUCCCACGUGCAGAGACAGAGAGGAACGACUUGAUGACCCCUGUUCCCUCAGUGUGGAAAAUGAGAAGUAUGCGAAACACUGGUGUGCCUUACUACAAAGUCCUGAUCAUCCAUUUGCCCAGUGCCAUGCAGAGGUGGAUCCUGAGGUGUACUACAAGAGAUGCGUUUAUGCUAGCUGUAACUGUGAAAAGAGUGAGGCCUGCCUAUGCGCCGUCCUCUCCUCCUAUGCACGGGCCUGUGCAGCAAAGGGGGUGUUCAUGACAGACUGGAGGGAUGAUGUGUGUGAUAAAUACAGCAACAACUGCCCAAAAUCUCAGACGUUCUCCUACAAACAUCAGAGAUGCCAGCUGACAUGCAGCUCACUGGCAUCAAAGCAGAGCUGCUCCAACGACUUCUUACCUGUGGAUGGAUGCUCCUGCUCUGACGGCUUUUACCUGGAUAACGAAGGCAUCUGUGUCCCCAAGGAAAAAUGCCACUGCCACCACAAUGGUGUUGACAUUAAACCUGGGAAGUCCAUCAGCAUCAACGACGAGCACUGCGUAUGCACCAAUGGAGUGCUUCACUGCCGCUCAUGGAGGGCCCGCUCAUUUUCUGCAUGUCCACCUCACAAGGUGUACGUCAACUGCUCCACCGUGGCCUCAGGAGAGCUUGGAGUGCAGUGUGCUCCUACUUGUGCUACUCUGGACAGUGGGGAAUGUAGCUCCACAGAUUGUGAAUCUGGCUGUAAGUGUCCAGACGGUCUUCUCGAUGAUGGAAAAGGUUUUUGUGUGAAACAACAUGAAUGUCCGUGUCAGCAUGAUGGUAAUCUCUACGUGUCUGGAACAAAAAUCCCUAACAAGUGCAACACCUGUACAUGCAAAAGUGGAAGAUGGGAGUGCACAGAGAAAAUAUGCCCAGGAACCUGUGUUAUUUAUGGAAGUGGCCAUUAUUCUACAUUUGAUCAGAAAACAUAUGGGUUUCAUGGAGAUUGUGGCUAUGUGGCUGUGAAGAACACCUGUGGCAAUAAAACAGCACAAGAAAACUUUACAGUUAUUACAGAAAAUGUACAUUGUGGAUCUACAGGCACCACAUGCUCCAAAAAUGUCAGAAUCCAGUUGGGGGCGACAGAAAUCUAUUUAACAAAGGGUGAAGAGCCCGAGCCGGGCAUUUAUGUUGGCUAUAGAGUACGAAAAGUUGGCCUGUAUCUGAUCAUAGACUCAGACAUUGGUCUGGCAGUGAUGUGGGAUCGCAAAACAACUGUUCGCAUCCUCCUGGAACCAGAACACCAUGGAGAGGUUUGUGGCCUCUGUGGAAAUUAUGAUGGUGAUGGGAAGAAUGACUUCACCACCCAGGGUCUGCUGGUGGUGAGUGUUGUGACAGAAUUUGCAAACAGCUGGAAGGUGUCCAGCUCUUGUCCAAAUGCAGAAGCCACUGCCAAUCCCUGUGAUGUAGCAACCCAUCGACACCCCUGGGCAAAAAUGAUGUGCAGCAUUAUAAAUAGUGACACUUUUAAAAAAUGCCACCAUAAGGUACCCCCUGGUGUGUAUCAUGAAAACUGUGUGAGAGACUCAUGUGCCUGUGACUCUGGAGGAGACUGUGAGUGUUUCUGUUCAGCAGUCGCAGCAUAUGCUCAGGCUUGUAAUGAAGCCGGUGUCUGUGUUGCAUGGAGAAGUCCAGACAUCUGUCCUGUCUUUUGUGAUUACUACAACAGCCCAGGAAACUGCACGUGGCACUACAGCCCUUGCCAUACACCGUGCUACAAGACGUGCUUGAAUCCGGAGGGAAUUUGCAGCAACCCCAUACCCAACCUGGAAGGCUGUUACCCACAGUGUCCUGAAGAUAAGCCCAUAUUUGAUGAGGACAAACAGGAGUGUGUGGAGGAAUGCCCCAUCACUACUACACCUACUACACCUACCAGUACUACAGAGCCAACAACAACCACCCAGUCAACACCCACACCUACUCAACCCACUACCACAACUCCAGAGCCAACAACUCCAACUCCAGAGCCAACAACUCCAACUCCAGAGCCAACAACAACCACCCAGUCAACACCUACACCUACUGAGCCUACUACCACAACCCCAGAGGUAACUUCAACCACAUCAUUUACAACUCUUGCCAGUACAACCUGUGAACCAACUUGUGAAUGGACUGGCUGGUAUGAUGUACAUAACCCUUUAACUGAUGGAAAUGACUGGGAAACAUAUGAGAACAUCACAAACAGUGGAGGACAAAUAUGUGAAGAUCCCAUGGACAUUGAUUGCAGAGGAACACGUUCACCUACUACUGAUUUUGAUCAGUAUAUCAAUGAGAUGAAACAAGUUGCUACCUGUAAUGUGAGUUAUGGAUUAAUUUGUAAAAAAAGUGAUCAGCCUUAUCAAAGGAAGUGUCACAACUACAAGAUAAAAGUAUGUUGUCCGGUGCCGUGCGGAACUACUGAAAGUCCAACCACAACCACACAAUCAACAACCAUACCUACUGAACCUACUACAACUCCACAGCCAACAACUACAACUCCAGAGCCAACAACAACCCCAACAACUGAACUUACUACCACGACUCCAGAGCCAACAACUACAACUCCACAGCCAACAACAACCCCAACAACUGAACUUACUACCACAACUCCAGAGCCAACAACAACCCCAACAACUGAACGUACUACCACGACUCCAGAGCCAACAACUACAACUCCAGAGCCAACAACAACCCCAACAACUGAACGUACUACCACGACUCCAGAGCCAACAACUACAACUCCAGAGCCAACAACAACCCCAACAACUGAACUUACUACCACAACUCCAGAGCCAACAACAACCCCAACAACUGAACUUACUACCACAACUCCAGAGCCAUCAACUACAACUCCAGAGCCAACAACUCCAACUCCAGAGCCAACAACAACCACCCAGUCAACACAGACACCUACUCAACCCACUACCACAACUCCAGAGCCAACAACAACAACCACACAAUCAACACCUACACCUACUGAGCCUACUACCACAACCCCAGAGGCAACUUCAACCACACCAUUUACAACUCUUGCCAGUACAACCUGUGAACCAACUUGUGAAUGGACUGGCUGGUAUGAUGUACAUGACCCUUUAACUGAUGGAAAUGACUGGGAAACAUAUGAGAACAUCACAAACAGUGGAGGACAAAUUUGUGAAGAUCCCAUGGACAUUGAUUGCAGAGGAACACGUUCACCUACUACUGAUUUUGAUCAGUAUAUCAAUGAGAUGAAACAAGUUGCUACCUGUAAUACUCCUGAAACUGGGCCAACUCGGCCAACUCAGCCAAUAACAACUCCAUCAACUAGUCCUCAAUGUGUCUGUAAAAUUGAUGGCAAAGAAUAUGAAGAAGGGGAAGUAAUACAUAAGGAGCAUGUUGGAUCAGCUUUAUGCUUCAUAAUGAGAUGUGAGGAUAACUGUGUGAUAAGCAACAAGACUGAAUUAUGCUGCCCUGUCGAUGCACAAAAUGAGACUUUCUAUUUGUGCAACUGCACCAUGGCCAGAUGCACCGAUAACAACACAAUUGAAAUCUUUCCUUAUGAAUGUCCACCCAUUGAGCCUAUCACUUGUGCAAAUGGAAGGCCAUCAGUUCUUGCAUAUGAUGAAUAUGGAUGCUGCCAACAUCAUGUUUGUGACUGUGUAUGUGAAGGCUGGGGAGAUCCCCAUUACGUUACAUUUGAUGGAUUAUAUUACAGUUAUCAAGGAAAUUGCACUUAUGUUUUGAUGGAAGAGACUAUUCGAAAACAUGGCUUGAAGAUUUAUAUUGACAAUGUCUAUUGUGACCCAACUGAAGAUGUGUCCUGUCCACGAUCUAUCAUUGUUUCAUAUCAGUCACAAGCUAUAACACUCAAGAAUCACAAUCUUCUUGAUGGAGCAGAGUUGGAGGCUUUCAUAGGUGAACAAAGUCUGGACCUUCCUUUUUGGAAACAUGGUAUGAAGGUUGCGACUACUGGGCUUACCUUAAUUUUGGAGAUUCCUCGCCUAGAGGUGGUCGUUAAAUUUGGUAUAUCUGGCUUUAUCGUAACCCUUCCAUAUAAAAACUUUGGCAGCAACACACAGGGUCAUUGUGGAACCUGCAAUAACAAUCAGGCUGAUGACUGCAAGUUGCCUGGAGGCCAAGUGGUGGGAAGUUGUGCUGAGAUGGCUGACUUUUGGCUGGCAGAAGACAUUCAUCAACCCAUGUGCAAGAUACCAUCUGUGGUUCCCACCUCUAAACCUGAACCUCCACCAACUCAAUCCCCAUGCAGGAAUGAUUCCCUAUGUGACAUGCUUCACCACAGCCCCUUUACAGCUUGCCAUCCCUUUGUCUCGCCAAACAAUUUCUACCAAGGCUGUGUGUUUGAUAGCUGCCAUGUUACUAAUCAAGCUGUGGAGUGUACAAGUUUGCAAACUUACGCUGCUGCAUGUGCUCAGGCAGGGAUUUGUCUGCACUGGAGGAACUACACCAGUCUGUGUGCCAGCGGUUGUCCAUCAGACAAAGUUUACAAGCCAUGUGGUCCUGCAGAACAGCCAACGUGUGAAGACAAUGCAAAUGAACCAACAAUGAACGUCACAACUGAGGGCUGCUUUUGUCCUGAUGGCAUGAAACUUUUCAACAAAGAGUCUGGUAUUUGUGUUAGUAAAUGUGGAUGUUUGGAUCCUGAGGGCAUUCCUCGUGAGUUUAACGAAAGGUUUGAGUACAAAUGCCAAGACUGCAUCUGUGAUGAGUCCACCAAGACAGUGAUUUGCAAACCCAAGGCGUGUCCAGCACCACCUGUAGCAAACUGCACUGGUCCAGGGUUUGUCCUUGUCAACCAGACUAAUCCUUUGGACCCCUGUUGUUCAGCCUUUGUUUGCCAUUGUUACAGCACUACCUGCCCACUUGUCGACAUGAACUGUCCAAUUGGAUAUAAACCAGUUGUCUACAUUCCUGAGGGAGAAUGUUGUCCACAACAUAUAUGUGAGGCUAAAAGAGUCUGCCUCCACAAGAACAUUGAAUAUGAGCCUGGUUCCAAAUUUCCAUCUGGAGACUGCCAUUAUUGUACCUGUACCCAUGAGCCUGACCCCCAUUCUGAUCAUCUGAAAAUACGGUGUGAUCUUCUGCCAUGUGAAGAGAACUGCGACACACUUCGUCUGUAUCAAAACUGGAGGCAUUUUCACUGCUGUCAAUUCACACAUUGUCUGCCCACCGUUCCACAGAGCAACUGUGCGCCUGGGACAAUUCAAACUACAUCAAAUGGCUGUUGUAAAACUUGUGUGGAGAAGGACAAAGCCUGCAAGUUACUAUCUGUGAGAACCCAUAUUUCACACAGAGGCUGUCUAUCUGAGGAAGAGGUAGAAGUACCAUAUUGUGAGGGAUCCUGCAACACUUUCACCAAGUAUUCUGCAGCAGCCGCUAAUAUAGAGCAUUCUUGUUCCUGCUGUAAGGAGACAAGAUUCAGCAGACGCACUGUGAACUUAAAAUGCCUGAAUGGAGAUGUUGUUCCGCACACAUAUGUUCACGUGGAGGAGUGCGGCUGUGGCAACACAGAGUGCACCGCAGCUGGACAACCUGCUCGCAAGAAACGAAGCUUCAGACUAGUGUAACCGAAAAUCUGUCACACAUGUUAAGUACUUAAUGUUUCCUCCUCAUACUGUCCUGAGUUACCACAUCUCCUUUAAA
Messenger RNA from Sphaeramia orbicularis (orbiculate cardinalfish), 7357 nucleotides. Lineage: Eukaryota; Metazoa; Chordata; Actinopteri; Kurtiformes; Apogonidae. The record is from RefSeq and is a predicted model, not a curated record.